AUGCAACUUUAUUUGACUAUGGGGUUUCAAACCAAUGUUCUCCACUUAAAGACAUACAAGCAGAAGUUGGUUGUCUUCCCAAGGCGUGCUGGCAAAUUUAAGGCUGUUGUUUCCACAGCUGAGGAGCUAGCAAAUGCAACCCAGCUCCAAGGUCCUCUCUUGGCAAUUCAACAAGAGAAACCAGUCACCGAACUCGUGAAGGUCACUGCAGAUAUGAAGAAAGUCAAUGCAUAUGACAAGCUUCAUAUUAACCUGAUAUUGGCUGAUCUUCGUUCUAAGAGCAUGCUUUAUGUAACCAACAGGCCAAAGGAGGGGAAAAAGUGUAUCACUGAGGUUUCACCAGGGAUUCAUGUAUUGACAAAUGAUGCAAUGCUUGAUUUUGCUUGGCCUAAGUCUCUCGCACUUGGCAAUAGUUUCAAAGAGAUGCUAAACAAGUACGGAGAUGAUGAAGCUUCGUUAAAUGAAAUGGCUCUACAACUAAUGACAGACACAACUCGAGACGACAAAAGCCUGCUACCUUGCAUUUAUUCUUCAGAACUAGAAUAUAAACGAAGUUCCAUAUUUAUUGAUCAUUUCCGCCAUGAAUUGGGGAAAUAUGGUACUAGAAGCACUGAUGCAAUGUCUGUCAACACAAAUGGGGAAGUCACCAUUUAUGAGAGAUAUAUAGCAUGGGAUUGGUAUGAAAAGACCGAGACCUUCCAGAUUAAACAGACUACUGAAUAGUAAGCAUAUGGUUCAGUAAAUCUCAAUUUAUCAGAAAAAUCCAGGAAUCGUCAUAAGCCAUCUCUAUUUGGAAUUUGUAGACGAGUGCCGUAAUAAUGUAAUAUACUAACCUUAGUUCAGAAACUUAGUCUUUCUUUGUGUC
Messenger RNA from Argentina anserina (silverweed cinquefoil), 865 nucleotides. RefSeq lists its product as uncharacterized. NCBI's taxonomy places the organism in Eukaryota, Viridiplantae, Streptophyta, Magnoliopsida, Rosales, Rosaceae. The transcript has 4 exons. Bases 1 to 723 code for a protein of 240 amino acids. The record is from RefSeq and is a predicted model, not a curated record. Gene Ontology annotation, biological process: translation. Gene Ontology annotation, cellular component: ribosome. Gene Ontology annotation, molecular function: structural constituent of ribosome.